Cylicocyclus nassatus is the source of this 216-nucleotide messenger RNA. The record is from the annotation of a GenBank genome assembly. Lineage: Eukaryota; Metazoa; Nematoda; Chromadorea; Rhabditida; Strongylidae.
AUGAGUGGUGGUUGUUUAAGGCGGGCCGCCGACGAGAUUCUACAAAAACCUAGCAGACAUAUCAAAGAAAAUCACUUGAGGGAAGCUGCAGCCGCAUCAUCAGCUCUUCACGACUCCGACAUUGAAGAUGAUGUCGACGAGGAGUUCGGAGAACUCGAAAAGAGCGAUGAAGAGGAGCACGAAGAUGAAGAAAUCGAAGAAGACAGUGGCUCGUAG